AUGAUGGGAACAAGUGUACCUGGAAAUAUUGGUUUUAUGGAAUCGGAUGUGGAAUUUGCCGAAGAUGAUCUAUUCAAUUUGGAUGAAGAGACUAUAUGCAAAUUCGAUAUAAUGAAGUCGGUGUCUUCAUUUCUAGAACGGGAUGAUUUUGAAGAAGAGCUUGGUUGUUUAGCUGAUGAUCCAUUUGCUGAAAAUUUUACAGAUAUAAGUCAGCACGAAAUUGUCAAUGUAAUAGCAGACGGUGAUUGGGUAGGGAGACCAAUUGUCGUAAUCUAUGCUUAUCGGCUCCCAUCAAAUAAAACGUUCGAUUAUGCAAGAUUUCUAAGGUUUUUACAAUCCACUUUGGAUAAAGUAGUUGAGUUGGAUUACACAGUUGUAUAUUUCCAUUAUGGUUUGCGAAGCAAUAACAAACCACCUAUGAAAUGGCUGCUUCAAGCAUAUUCCGUUUUAGGACGAAAAUAUAAAAAAAAUCUAAAGGCGCUUUAUUUGGUUCAUCCCACUCGUUUUAUCCGAAUUGUUUGGGGUAUCUUCAAGCCACUAAUAUCUAUGAAAUUUGAACGCAAGAUUCAUUACGUUGAUUAUUUGCAUGAAUUAGAUUCAGUUUUAUGUGUGAAGCAACUCAAUCUGCCUCAGCCAAUCAAAGAUUAUGAUGCUUCUCUUCUUUUUGCUUCACACAUCACUCCUGAUAAAUCACAGCCGGUCAAGAAAACUUAUCCUACUCCUCGACCAACUCAACAGUUUAAUGUUCCUUUGGAAUUUAUAUUGUCACACAAUCCUGAUUGCGAUGUACCUCCUGUGGUUACUGACCUCAUCGCAUUCUUACGAGACCAUUCUUUAAAUGUUGUUGGGUUGUUCAGAAGAUCUGCUGAAGUCUAUUCUAUCAAAAGACUGCAAGAACGCAUUGAUAAAGGGGAACAGAUUGAUUUUCUAAAUGAAGAGCGAUAUAAGGACAAUUUGCAAGAUGCAUCUAUCGAAGCUUCAGUUCUACUCAAGACCUUUUUACGUUCGCUUGAUGAACCAGUCACUACUAACAAAUUAUAUCCGAGGCUUGCUGCUCUUUCUGAAUUACCAAAGGAUAGUAAACUUGGAGCAAUUAUUGAGAUAGUGGAUAUGCUUCCAGCCGAAAAUUAUAUAUUAUUGAAAACUGUAUGUGAAUUUCUGGCCGAGGUGGCUGCUCACAGUAAUGAAAAUAUGAUGGGAGCUAAUAAUCUUAGUGUUAUUUUCGGCCCAAACUUGACAUGGCCUAAAGAUUGCGAGGUUCCAAUAACUCAGUUGAAUAAUCUGAAUUACUUUUGUUAUCGUUUAAUCGUGGAUUAUGAUAAGGUGUUCAAGAAAGGAUAG
Molecule: messenger RNA, 1341 nt
Organism: Thelazia callipaeda (thelaziosis nematode)
Lineage: Eukaryota; Metazoa; Nematoda; Chromadorea; Rhabditida; Thelaziidae
Source: the annotation of a GenBank genome assembly